Messenger RNA from Sphaeramia orbicularis (orbiculate cardinalfish), 1888 nucleotides. Its product is annotated as periphilin-1. Lineage: Eukaryota; Metazoa; Chordata; Actinopteri; Kurtiformes; Apogonidae. Gene Ontology annotation, biological process: negative regulation of gene expression, epigenetic; negative regulation of DNA-templated transcription; protein localization to heterochromatin. Bases 303 to 1328 code for a protein of 341 amino acids. Gene Ontology annotation, cellular component: nucleoplasm. The record is from RefSeq and is a predicted model, not a curated record. The transcript has 10 exons.
UCGUGAAGAAGAAUGGGCCGUAAGUAGUGGUGCAGUCGUGGUUGCUGUUGUUUUUCCCCAGCGCAUGGAUUAUUGAAACUCACGUUGUUUGAUUUUAUUUUUCUUAUUAAGGCACUGCAAGAAAAUGCAAAAUGCACGUUCUGCAUACAUGUUUUGAAAUCAUUAACAGGUUAGUGUUUUAACGUGUUCAUCACAAGACUCAGGAUGCUACCUGCUAGCUAAGGCCAACAACAUUUGGGCUUAUUAAGGUUCAUCUUUUCCUAUUGAGACAUUUUGAGAAUAAUAGUCUGGGAACAUAAACCAUGGCGUAUCGACGUGGUCGAAAAUCAAUUAGAGACGCGUAUGAAGAGAACUUUUCACCAAUGGGCUCAAGGGAGGUGACAUUCCACAGAGUUGUCAACAUUGUCGAAAAGAGGACUCCUACGCCUCUGCUGGGUUUUGAAUAUGACAGACGAGUCAGUGAUGACCAGUGGUAUGAUGAUCCCCGAAAUUACCAGGAUUCAAGAGAAUUUCAAGAGGAUGGCGGUUACCCAUCCAGUGAUUGUCGAUACUUUGAAAAUGAUAACCCCAGCUAUGGCAAUUUUCACAGGAAUUCACCGCCUCUCAGAAACGACGGCCCAUAUGCCCACUACCCUCCAAACAGAGAUGAUUUGAGGCACCAGUUAGAUUCAAGGAGCAGUGGCAGAGGUGGACCCUAUUACCGCAACAGAGGUCGAGGGUCUGCACCUCCUUUAAGAGAGGACCAUGAUGACUACAGGCGGAGAGAGUUCUACCCUUCUGUACGGGACCGAUCACCUGUAAGAAGGGACAUCCAGUCUGCGUCAUCAGGAUCAAAAUCCAGCACCAAGAGUUUUACCCCUGACAAGGAAAAAAGCUACAGCUACCAGCCAAGGCAUAAAUCCAGCAUGCCGCCAAGUCAAACUCCCAGCAGCUCCAAAGAGGGGUCUCCUCACAGCUCGGGAUCAUCAAAGGAAAAAGCUUCCGCAUCUGUAGCGGAGUCGGAGGAGGUAGUAGCUGCCAGCAUGGAGCCAAAGCUGACACCAGAGAAAGACAUCAAGGCCCGCCGGUCGGAGGCCAUUAAGGCUAAAGCUUUGGAAAUUGAGAAGCAUUACAGGCAAGACUGUGAGACAUUUUGCACAGUGGUGAAGAUGUUGGUGGACAAGGAGCCAAGUUUGGAUUAUCUGCUGCAAGCUCCACUGGAUAAGAACCUUGAGGAGAUCAAAGUGCGGUGCCUAGAUAGUCUGAAGCAGUUCAUCAAGGACAUGAAUGAGAUGAUAGAGCAGCCGGACAAGUCUGAAGAAGCCACAGGCAGCAAAACAUCAAAGUGACAAUAUGGAAUUAUUAUGGUGUUAUUACUGUAGUGUUACAUUGAAAAAAGUGGAAAAGGAAAGACAAGAUGGUUUACAUCCAUUGUUUUCUUGGAUUCAUGUUUAUGUAAUAAUUUUCAUCAGUUAUUUGAAUGUUUUAUGUUCUGCAAUAAUGGUAAAUGUUGCUAUUUUUCUUGAACAACCAGAUACAGUCACAGCAGAAAGGAAGAGUAUGAUCUUGUCCCAGUAGCUAUUUCCCACGUGCUGCUACAGAAUGAAAGAUGUAGAAUAUUGAGUGGAAGCAGUGACUUUAAAUGAACUCUGAAUGUUGGUGAAACUUCAAAUCUAAAGGUUCUGUUGUAAUUUAACUGUAAAAUAUGUUAGACAAAUUGUGUUGCUCUAACUGGUUACUGACAACAUUUUACAUUUGAUAGUUAUAUUCAUGCAGUGAGAACCUUGGUCUUUUUUAGCUUUGCAUAAUAAAAACUUGAAAUAUGUGUUGAAACUUUAUUAUGACUUGUUCUGUGUCUUUAAUGUUGAAAGUGAUGUAUCCAGUACCUGUAUUUGUUUUGAAACUUGUA